Messenger RNA from Lachancea dasiensis, 1599 nucleotides. The record is from the annotation of a GenBank genome assembly. NCBI's taxonomy places the organism in Eukaryota, Fungi, Ascomycota, Saccharomycetes, Saccharomycetales, Saccharomycetaceae.
AUGUCUGAAUACCACGACUCCAGCGCCGACACUAGUGGAUCUUCUGGCUCUACGGGUGACAACAUAUGGCUGUCGCAUGGGAAUGCACCAAAAAAACCGGAUUCUUUUUUUAAGGAGUCCUUUGACCCUUCUGGCGGCUCAGGUACGCCUUCUUUCAGCGUUUACAUUGAUUAUUCGAACUUCGCAGAAGGCGGUGACAGCCACUCAUUUGAGUCGGCGCUUCAAAGCACUUCAUCCUUGAGAUACGCACAUCAACGUGAGGUGUCACCCACUGCAUCAAAUAAUGGAUAUCAGCGAAGCAUCGCUAUCAAUAAUAACACGCAAGGCGUCAACAGCGUGCGAGAGCCAUCUAAGCUGAAAUCCCAAAGUACCGACACCGUUGAUACGGAUCUUCUUGUGGAACUCGGGGAGAAUCAAACUCGUCCAAAUACCAACACGAAUGCCUUGGAGGGCAGUGAGGACGCUAAUCUGCUAUUGAGGCCACUUAAGCACCGCCCCCGAAUUCAAGACAGAGACAGCAGCCAAAGUACAACAGGAUCACAAUUUGAUACUAGUAGCAUACGACAGUCCUCUAAUAAUGUAAGAUUGCCGAAUGCGCGAUCGUCGUCAUUAUAUGGAGAUGAAAAUCCAGACAAACUGCAUCCAUCCACGUCAAAUCUACCGCUACAAACAGAAGCAAAUGACGUUAAUACUGAGAGCUUGGAAAAUGAGAGACAGUCAAAACCUUCUAUGGAAGAGGCCAUGAAAUUGUUCAAGCAAGAAGUCGUUUCUCGGCCACCAGUUCGUUUACUUGAGCCCAGAAGCUCUCAAUCUCAACAUCGCAUGGUACCCAACAAAAGGUCAGAGAAUUCUCUGCAAAGUCGCGUAAGUGACCAAGCGUCGCGCUUGUCACAAACACGCAGAGCCAGAAGGGGACCGCGGUAUCCGUCUCUAUUGAGCUCAAUUUUGGUUCCCCUGCCCCAUCCAAAUAACCCCCCAACGCGAUCCGCGCCAGAAAAUCUGCCACCAAUCAUACCGGCGCUGCGACAUAUAUCUGGUAGCUCAGGUCGUUAUAAAUCGCCAAGUGACACUGGAGAUCUCGCACGCGAAGAGGGUGGAACAAAAGAACCUCAAGAAGAAACACAUAACAAAGAUAAGACUUUACCAUUAGACAGUACUCUCGCUCUUCAUCGGGACGGCCAUACCGAUAUGCAGCAUAUCUACCGGUAUCGAGAGAUUCUACAUGAAGCAGACUUAGAAAAGGAAAUAUUUUACGCACAAUUUGUUGAGCCACCAUCUCUAUCGGUACACAGCUCCAAGCUUGGCCAAUUGAAUCACAUUUUUAGCAUUUGGAGGAUCGUAUUGCUCAUUCUAACGUGUGUGAUCGUACCGCCUCUGUUUUUCGUUAUUGCCCUGGAGCUGCGACCGUGCGUGCCUGACAAGACCCUAAUGCAUCUAAUCAUGAAUAAAAAAUAUCGCCAGGGCAUAUUCACGGGCUUUUUGUGGGAUGUGAGCUUACGAUGGUUUCGCAGGUUGUGCCUCCUAUUGGGAAUUCUGGAAGUUCUCAUUAUAAUAGCAGGCGUAGGCGUAGGGUUUGGAGUAGGCUUAUCUCGCGCAUAA